AUGCAAUCAUCGGCCAUGAGGCCUUCUUCAUCAGUCGCACCUGUGCCCACCAUCCAGAGACCGCCUGUUCAGGCCGGAUCGACCCCAUCUUCAUCAGCCCGGCCUUCAUCUGGACAAGUAACCCAACCGACAGCACCAAUUCCAAGGCAGCCAGCAGCAGACCCUCUUUUGCAAGCUCAGGGGCACCCUCCUGCACAGCCUGUGGACGAGAUCGCUGCUCUGAGGGCAAGGAUCGCCGAGCUCGAGCGUGGGAAUGCUCACGGCACCCAUACAUCGGCCAGAGCCCCCACUCCUCAGCAAGCUCUAAUAUCUGACCCAGCAGCUAUUGAUUGCAUUCGUGCAGGCCUAGCUAGCACCAAAGAGGACUCCAAGCGGCUCACUUUGCCUGCACUUCAGCCUGGGCACAAGGUUAGUGCCUUGAACUUGCCUGUACUGUCUAAGGUAGAAGAAGCCUUCAAGCAGUACCAAUAUGUCCCAUAUACAAUGCUUACUCACACAGCUCAAUCCAAAGCCAAUCUUCGUGGGGAAGACUCAUCUUAUAUAGGAGCAGCAAAAGCUGCAGAGGAGAAGACUUUGCACUACUGGGGUGAGGACAGAGCCUCCACCCUCGCAUCACAUCAUCUUGUUGUGCUCGAUAUUGGUCGCACGUAUACAGUGCAAAUUAGCCCACGCCAACCAUGA
Messenger RNA from Suillus bovinus, 681 nucleotides. RefSeq lists its product as uncharacterized. NCBI's taxonomy places the organism in Eukaryota, Fungi, Basidiomycota, Agaricomycetes, Boletales, Suillaceae. The transcript has 4 exons. The record is from RefSeq and is a predicted model, not a curated record. Bases 1 to 681 code for a protein of 226 amino acids.